Messenger RNA from Cokeromyces recurvatus, 961 nucleotides. RefSeq lists its product as uncharacterized. The coding region runs from base 18 to 890 and encodes 290 amino acids. NCBI's taxonomy places the organism in Eukaryota, Fungi, Mucoromycota, Mucoromycetes, Mucorales, Mucoraceae. The transcript is spliced from 5 exons. The record is from RefSeq and is a predicted model, not a curated record.
UUUUUUUUUAAUUAAUUAUGUAUACUAUUGGUAAUAGUAAUAGACAUUUAUUACAUUCAGAACUUGUACAUACAACUCCACAUACUAAUUUUUAUGAAUCAAUUUCAAUUCAACAUCAACUUUAUGAGCGACUUGGAUCCGCAAGUCAACAAGAAUUUGACUUACUUGUUGGAGUCAGUGUAUCGCGGUGUUCAAUAGAUUCACAAAUGAAAUUUAUUAGAAAAGUUUAUUUAAUAACUUUAAGUCAAUUAUCACUUAUAUCAUUUAUGUCAAUAUUAUUUAUGUACUUUAUUAAUUACCAAGGACAAAGUGAACGUACCUGGUGGUUUUUAUUAUCCUUAGCUACUGUUUUUUUAAUAAUUGCAGCUUGGCAGUUAUGGACACAAUAUCAUCAACUUACGCGUUUAAGCCGUGCUAUCACUUUUGCUAUUUAUUCCUUUUUUAUUGCGUUUAUCUUUUCAAACUUAGUUUCAAGAAUUUUUCAAGAAUAUAGUUUAAUUGUAUUGAUAAUGACUUGUUUUGGCAUGCUUGGUGUUAUUUUUUAUACUUUUCAAAUAAAGUUCAAGUUUCAAGGGACAAAGCCAAUUGUUUGCAGUAUUGCCAUGAUCUGUAUAAGUUCUAUUGGUUUAAGAGAAGCAUACAAAUUAAACCCUGUGCAAAUUUUGGGUCCAAUAACGAUUGCUAGUAGUAUCUGUAGUUAUUUAAUAUUGGAACUUUAUUACGCUAUGAAAGAUUUGACUGUGGACGAUUAUAUUUUGGCAAAUCUGUCGUUUCAUAUGGAUUUAGUUUAUCCCAUUAACUAUUUACAUCAUUUAUGUGAGCUUUCUGAUUACAUUGAUAAUUUUCCAGAAUAUUUCAGCCCACCAGAUCUGUCACUUAACACGGCUUAAAAAGAAAAAGGAAAAAAAAAAGGAAAAAGAGGCUCAGCCUUUAUUUUAUUUUAUUUUUAAAUCGAUGCUAG